This is a messenger RNA of Tinamus guttatus (white-throated tinamou), 1752 nucleotides long. It is a transcript of the gene FZD9, whose product is annotated as frizzled class receptor 9. Lineage: Eukaryota; Metazoa; Chordata; Aves; Tinamiformes; Tinamidae. Gene Ontology annotation, biological process: non-canonical Wnt signaling pathway; canonical Wnt signaling pathway. Gene Ontology annotation, cellular component: membrane. Gene Ontology annotation, molecular function: transmembrane signaling receptor activity; Wnt-protein binding. The record is from RefSeq and is a predicted model, not a curated record.
CGCCGGGGCGGCGCCCUGCCAGCCCAUCGACAUCCCCAUGUGCCAGGGCAUCGGCUACAACCUCACCCGCAUGCCCAACUUCAUGGGCCACGAGAACCAGCGCGAGGCCGCCCUCAAGCUGCACGAGUUCGCGCCGCUGGUGGAGUACGGCUGCCACGUCCACCUGCGCUUCUUCCUCUGCUCCCUCUACGCGCCCAUGUGCACCGACCAGGUGAGCACCAGCAUCCCCGCGUGCCGCCCCAUGUGCGAGCAGGCCCGCCACAAGUGCGUCCCCAUCAUGGAGCAGUUCAACUUCGGCUGGCCCGAGUCGCUCGACUGCGGCAAGCUGCCCACCAAGAAUGACCCCAACGCGCUCUGCAUGGAGGCCCCGGAGAACGCCUCCGCCAGCGAGCCGCACAAGGGCCAGGGCAUGCUGCCCGUGGCCCCUCGGCCCUGGCCGGCGGGCACUGCCGAGGGCCGGGGGCCCAACAGCCUGGGGGCCUGUGACAACCCUGAGAAGUUCCAGUACGUGGAGAAGAGCCUCUCCUGCGCACCCAAGUGCUCCCCCGGGGUGGACGUCUACUGGUCCCGGGAAGACAAAGACUUUGCCUUCAUCUGGAUGGCUGUGUGGUCAACCCUGUGCUUCGUCUCCACCGCCUUCACGGUGCUCACCUUCCUGCUUGACCCACAUCGCUUCCAGUACCCUGAGAGGCCCAUCAUUUUCCUCUCCAUGUGCUACAACGUGUAUUCUGUGGCCUUCAUCAUCCGCUCGGUGGCAGGGGCCGAGAACAUUGCCUGCGACCGGGAGAACGGGGAGCUCUAUAUCAUCCAGGAGGGCCUGGAGAGCACGGGCUGCACCAUCGUCUUCCUUAUCCUCUACUACUUUGGCAUGGCCAGCUCGCUCUGGUGGGUUAUCCUGACCCUGACUUGGUUCCUAGCUGCUGGGAAGAAGUGGGGACAUGAGGCUAUUGAAGCCCACAGCAGCUACUUCCACAUGGCUGCCUGGGGCAUUCCAGCCAUGAAAACCAUAGUCAUCCUCACCAUGAGGAAGGUGGCAGGGGAUGAGCUCACGGGGUUGUGCUAUGUGGGGAGCAUGGACGUCAGUGCCCUGACUGGCUUCGUCCUCAUCCCGCUCUCCUGCUACCUGGUCAUCGGCACCUCCUUCAUCCUCACGGGCUUUGUUGCGCUCUUCCACAUCCGGAAGAUCAUGAAGACGGGAGGCACCAAUACAGAGAAGCUGGAGAAGCUGAUGGUGAAGAUCGGGGUCUUCUCCAUUCUCUACACUGUCCCGGCCACCUGUGUGAUUGUCUGCUACUUCUAUGAGCGGCUGAACAUGGAUUACUGGAACCUCCGGGCCCUGGAGCGUGGCUGCGCGCCCCUGCCUGGCAGGCGCGCCACCAACUGCUCCUUGGAGGCCUCUGUGCCCACCGUGGCCGUCUUUAUGCUAAAGAUAUUCAUGUCCCUGGUGGUGGGUAUCACCAGUGGAGUGUGGGUGUGGAGCUCCAAGACGCUGCAGACCUGGCAGAGCCUGUGCAACAGAAAGCUGGGCAUGAGGACGAGGGGGAAGCCGUGCAGCGGGGUCAGCUGCAGCGGGGUGCACUGUCACUACAAAGCCCCGACGGUCAUGCUGCAUAUGACCAAAACAGACCCUUAUCUGGACAACCCAACACAUGUCUAGAGAGCGGGGUCUGCCUCUCCCUGGGGACGACGCACCAGGAGAGCAAGUGUCACGGGUAAGGGACUAGGAGAGCGCGGCGGGAGCCUCCUGGCACU